CGGUGGUUCACCGUUUUAUUACAAUCGCAUUGCGCGAGUUUACUCUCUAAAUAAGCUCUGUCUUUAUAAAGAGCUUGGAGUCUUGCCACAACGCGCAACCAACGCGGGCUUUCCGGACCUGGUUUCAUCAAUUUAUACACGACCCACUCGACAGACAACCUUCGAACGGCGCAACCACAGCUCAACUUUACAACCACAAUCUUGUCGCAUUCACUACAAACUCUGGCUCUACCUUUGCCUCCAUCAUCUCACCUCUAAUGAAUUGCUCUCCGCCAUAGCUUUCUCUCGCUGAAGUGAGGGGGGGCUUGGCCGGAGAUCAUACUCGUACCCAUCCAAGUUGCGCCUAGAAGCUAGGGACCAAGCAAGAUGCCUUCCAAUCUUCACCCCCAGGCGAUGUUCGAUCCCAUACCGCCGGAUCUCGACCUCAGCGCCCUCGUUGAGAAGACGCCCAACUUCGACUAUGUGAUUCGUAUCUCCACCGACCAGAUCAGGGAACUGGGCCUACAAGAAUUCGAAAAGCUGGUCCUGUUGCAUGUUAUCCAGGGCGGCAAACCUCUGGUCGUGGAAGGUUGGGAGAGUGAUCUCCCGCCGUGGCUGUACAGCGCGACCUGGAUGCAAGAUAACCUGGGCAAGAAGCAGGAGCAAGUUCGAGACAUUGCUAAUCAUACCAACGUCCCCAUGACAAUCGGCCAUUACCUCAAUUCUCUAGAGAAACUGACGAGGCAAUGGACACCUACGAAUUUCCGUGAUGCCAAGCGUCAGCGCCUCUAUCUCAAGGAUAUCGAUUGCCCCGAAGCAUGGGAUCACCAAUUACGCGAAUACAUUCCCCAGACACUCUUAUACCUCAACAACUGCGUUGGAGAGAAAGGCGGCCCAGGAUCCGUGCACGAGAGGGACAAAUACAACCACCUCGUUAUGGGGCAAGGAAUUGCUCCAGCCGGCGACCUGAUGAGCAAUCUACCACCGGAGAUGCGCGCGGAGAACAUGAUGUGCUAUAUCGGCCACGAAGGGACCUACACCCCCGCCCACCGAGAGAUGUGCGCAACGGUUGGGCAGAAUAUCAUGGUCGAGACGUCUGAUGUGGGCAAGGGCGAGAAGCCGGGGAGUUCUAUCUGGUUCAUGACCGAGACGAAGGAUAGGGAGGUUGUUAGCGAGUACUUCUUGUCUAUGCUCGGUCACGAUAUCGAGGUUGAGAACCACUUUGCCCAGAUUGUUGCCUGGAAAAAGGCGCCUUUCCCAGUCUACAUAGUUGAGCAGAAGGUGGGAGAUUUCAUUCUCAUCCCGCCGCUUGCGCCGCAUCAGGUCUGGAAUAGGGGCACGCGGACGAUGAAGGUGGCAUGGAACCGCACGACGGUGGAGACGCUUGAGAUGGCGCUCUCCGAAGCCUUGCCACGCGCGCGCAUGGUCUGCAGGGACGAACAAUAUAAGUGUAAAGCUAUUGUAUACUAUUCGCUGUUGAGAUACUACACCGAUCUGCAGAAGACAGAAAAGGAAGAGGAGUCUGGUUUUGGUGCUUAUCAGUCAGAGCCGGUCAGGUUUGCUCCGAGGGUGAGACAGCUACAGCGAGACUUCAAACGCCUUUUCGGGCUCUACAAGACGAUUUUAGUGAGCGAGAUGUUUUCGCCUGAUAUGCCGAAGGAGAAGAACGUCGAGUUUAUUCAGUUCGAUAGCAACGUCACUUGCUCUUACUGCCGGUGCAACAUUUUCAAUCGGUUCUUGACAUGCAAGACUUGUGUUGGAGAGCUAGAGAAUGGCGAUGAGGAUACGUAUGAUAUAUGUAUGGAUUGUUACGCUAUGGGUCGAUCUUGCGCCUGUUUGUCAAAUCUACAGUGGGUUGAGCAAUGGCGCUGGCCCGAGUUAACUAAGCGCUACGACGUAUGGCGUGCAAUGGUCUUGUACAUUGAUGGAUACGUUGAUAACACCUCACCUCAAACGUUGGAGAUAGAAAGGCAGCACUCUGGCAAGAAGCCAAUUGCUCAGAUAUGUCAAGAACAACUCAAAAAGAGGCCGUGGCGCGACAUAACGAAGCCACAUGUCCUCGACCCGCUUCCUGGCGACUCCGACGUCGAACCAGAAGCCGAUGAUGAAGGCCGACCAAAGAAGAGGAAAGGCAAGCGGCAAUCCCUCGCUGAGAAGAAGCACCGGUCAACUUGCCAUAUCUGCAGAAAAAUGGAGGCGGACUGGAAACUUGCUUUCUGCACUACGUGUCCACUUUCGUACUGUUAUGGUACUCUUUGGCGGGCCUUUGACAUCAAGCCAGAGAAGAUCAUGGAGACGUUGGACUGGCAAUGCCCGAAAUGCCGGUUGAUCUGUUCUUGCGGCGCGUGCCGUAGAGUGAACUCGUCCAAGCAGAUUCCCUACCAGCCGAAAGGCACAUUACUUGGCCACGACACACGCAUGGUCGCUGAUCCACGCAGUGUAGAAAGCUUGGUCGAUUUCAGCCGCACGAACCUCGCUUGGUUGAAGGGGGAGGAGGAUACAGCGCCGAAGGAUUCCGUAAGGAUGAAGAAGUUGAUGGAGAAGGCGCAGGCUGAGAAGUCCCGUGAUGAGACGCUGGAGGAAGACUCUGAGAUGGGUCAGCGUAUGGGGAGUCAGCACAUGGACAUGCAGCCUGUGGGCGAUGCGAUCGACCCCGCGCUGUUAUCUGGUGGAGAUGGAGGGGCGCCUACUGCACCCAUGUUUGGAGGAACAGGCGUUUCCAAGCUACCCCCAACCAUAGACGUAGAUGCGAACCCCGCAUUCGCAUCCCCGGCCGACGUAAUGAAAAAUCCCGACUCCGUCUACCCAGACCCCCAAGGCAUCCCCCGCGAGCGCAUGAUGGGAAUAGGGUACUACCAGCAGCGCAACGACGCCGACAAGAUCCUCUUCGACGCCCCCGACGCCGCCGCCGAAGACGAACACCAGGACGCCGCGUACCCGCGCCUACAAUCAGACUCUGAAGAUGGGCUUCUGGUGCGUCCGAACAAGAAGCAUCAGCGUGAGAGCCUGAAGGGUCCAGUAGAUGAGGCGUAUUUACAGUUCCAAGCCGCGCAGAAGAAGCAGAAAUUGACCGAUGCGAAGAGGGAGGGGAAGUUUUUUAUGACGAAGAAUAAACUUGAAGGCGGGAAACCGUGUAAAGUCAAGCUGUUGCUGCCGAAUCAUAAGGAGUUCUUGGGGAGGCUGCAGGCGUUUGGUGAGGAGGAGGCGCCCAGACAUAAUCCGAGACCGGGGAGGGGAAGUUUGGGGAGGAAGGAGCAGGUGGGGGUUGAUUCUAUGGUCGUCACUUCUGAUGUUCGCGAGAAUGCGGUAUACCUUCAGGAUGAUGAGGAUGAGGAAGAGGAGCCGGAGAUCAACACUAUUGUUCCAGUAAGGCGUUACCCUCGUGGUUCGGUAUCUGCACCGCAGGAGAAGGAGCGUGCCCCUCGUGGAUCGAUAUCUGCUCCUCCGGCGAAGGAAGGUACCAUCGUAGUUGAGCCGCGGAAAUCACAAGGACGGCCUCCCAGAUCCCAAGUUUCAGCAACUAUGGCACCCGAACUAUCUCUCGCCAACAACGUAGAUACGCCCAAGCGCGGACCGGGUCGACCACCGCGCAGAUCCGACGUUCCUGAACCUGCGCGCGAGUCUAUCCUCAGCAACAGUCCAGAAAUACAGAGGCGUGGACCGGGUCGACCACCGAAAUCCCGGAUUUCGGAACCUCCAGCGCUUGAACCCCACCUCAUCAGCGGCCCGGAAAACCGGAGGUUCAUAGGAGGUCGCCCGCGUAGGUCUGAAGUUUCUGAAUCUGCGCCCGAGCCCACCAUCAGCAGCCCAGAGAUUCAGAAACGCGGACCUGGGCGACCGCGUCGAUCGGGGGUUGCUGUUUCUACAACGCCCGCGCCUGAGAACGGCGUCGGUACAACAACAGCAGCACCACCACCACUUGGCACACGAAUGCGGAGAUCUGGGAUGUUUCAGAAACCUGCAGCCCCAGAUGCUCCAGCUGCCGAACCAGCCAUCGCUCAGAAGAGAGACCCGGGACGACCACCGCGCAAAUCUACGAGUUUAGGAGUGGAUGAGGGAUUACAAGCUAAUAAACGCCCGCGCUCUCCAGAAGCACAAAAUGCUGAGGCGGAUACGAGACUCGAGAAAAAGAGGAGGGGGUCUAGUCUAUUCGUUUCCGAUGACAGCGAUGAAGUCGAGGAACCCACCAACUCGUUUACAGCUGUGAACUCUGUUCCCAUCAAAACGGAGAAUCCACCACCCGCUGAGACGACGGCCGCGGAGACUAUCACUAUUUCUCCAUUGCGCGCCUCAUCCCGAGCGAACUCGAUACACAAGGACGCGGAUGCGAGGCCGAGGAGUAGGGAUAUGGAUGGUAGCACAUCCCUCUCUCCUCGUCCGGUGCCGGGUGUGAGUACAGAUAGUCCUAUCCGGUUCGACGAUAAUGAUGAUGGUGAGAUUGUGUACAACGACGAUAACGAUGAUGGGGGAUUCUUCUCCUCGCACUCCUCGCACUCCUCGCACUACCAAUCCGCCACCCCCUCCGUCGCCGACAGAGCGGAAUCGCAACAACCCCCGCCCUCGGGAGCAGCGUCGAGCGCGGGGAGUGUCAUCUCAACCGGCUACAGGGAUGCGAAGAUGGAAGCGAUGCGUCUAGCCGAGGAGGAAAUGAAAGAAGAGAUGGAGAGGGCGAGGGUUAAGCGUGGGGGACCCCCGAAACCGGCUGUAGCGGGUGGGAGUGCGGGGUUUAAGGCUAUGUUUCUUGAUGAGGAGGAAGAGCAGGAGUCUGUCUCACCGUCUCCACCUCCCCCAGUUAAAGCUGCACCAGCUACAGUUCCCGCAACAAAACUUGCGGAGACUCGCGCGGUGAGUGUGAAACCAGCCGCCACGGCACCGCCGAGGGGUGGAGGAGGGAUGCAAAUCCGCCUCCCCCGCUUCUCACCUCAGCAGACGAGUGGGGUAGGGGAGAAAAGGGGAAUUGAGAAGGUGGGAAGCCCGACGUCGGAGGAGUCAUCGGAUGAUGGGGGGGAUGCAGAUGAAGAGAUUCCGGCGCGGAGGGUUGUCCCUGUUGCUGGGAGGGGCGGGACGGUGGGGUUGGGGUUGGGGUUUGCGAGACGGGGAAGGGGGGGGGGACGGGGGAGAGGAAGGGGAGUGGGGAGGGGUGGUUAA
Molecule: messenger RNA, 5127 nt
Organism: Pseudogymnoascus verrucosus
Lineage: Eukaryota; Fungi; Ascomycota; Leotiomycetes; Thelebolales; Thelebolaceae
Exons: 2
Coding region: 367-5127 (1586 amino acids)
Source: RefSeq, a predicted model, not a curated record